Musa acuminata subsp. malaccensis (wild Malaysian banana) is the source of this 841-nucleotide messenger RNA. RefSeq lists its product as uncharacterized. Lineage: Eukaryota; Viridiplantae; Streptophyta; Magnoliopsida; Zingiberales; Musaceae. The record is from RefSeq and is a predicted model, not a curated record.
CCAGACACCGCGGCCAGAGAGAUACAGAGAUUGGAAGCUAUUCCAUGGAAACCGGUUCCCUUCCUUCGAUGAGGGAGGAGGAGAUGAAGGAGACGCUGUCUCUGGCGGUGGAAGCGGAGGAGGAGGAGGAGGAGGAGGAGGUAUGGCCGCGGAAGUGCGGCGGGGUGACGCUCGAGGGAUACGUGGACGGGGCGGACGGCGGAGAGGAGGGAACCGGCGGCGUCGCGAGGACGAAGAGCUUGACGGAUGAGGACCUGGAUGAGCUCAAGGGGUGCCUCGACCUCGGAUUCGGUUUCAGCUACGAGGAGAUCCCCGAGCUCUGCGACACGCUCCCUGCGUUAGAGCUCUGCUACUCCAUGAGCCAGAGGUUCUUGGACGAGCAACAGCAACAGCAGGAUCGCUCCUCCUCUGCCGAGUCCAUGGAUCUGAGCGCGCCGCCUCCUUCUCCUCCCAUCGCCAACUGGAGGAUUUCCGGUCCUGGGGAUGAUCCGGAUGCAGUAAAAGCAAGGCUCAAGUAUUGGGCCCAAGCAGUGGCUUGUACUAUUAAAUUAUGCAGCUGACACAUACAUGGUUCGACUUUUCCCAGUUCUUCAGGAGAUCGAAGAAUUAAUCCAUCGGCUUCUGCUGCCAAGCUUAUGUUUUGACAGAGUGAACCCUCUCCUGAUGUUUCUCUGCUUGGUUUCAUUGCAUGCUGCUAUCAUUUUUCUGGAGAUGGAAGGAAGCUGAGGCAUAGAUGAAGAAGAUAAGAAGUAGAGAAUUGCAAGAAAGAACAUGUCUGAUCUGCAUUCCUGUGGAGUACACAUCUUCCAUUAACAAAAUCCUUUUCAUGUUGGUUGCUUUA